UCAUGGCAGCUAGUUCACUGCAUGCAUUCACUCUGGAGCUGACUUUAGGGAAAACUGGGAAUUAGAGACUGAGCCUGUAUAGAAAAACUGCUGAUAAAUGAAGAAUAUAAGUCAUAUAAUGUUACACAUAGUUCUACUUGAAGAUGCCGCAACCUUAGAAAAGACCAAAGCUUCAUGGUGUGGAUCAUUGUGUCAUAUUAAGCGGACUUCAAAGACUCACUCGCUUGUUUUGAUCAAGCUAAUUCCAAGCCAUCCGGGAAAGUAUACAUCUCAGAAGUCUUCUCCACCAUGUUGUGUCAAGUGACUCUAUGCCUUACUUUGCUUGUGUUCCUCCCUGGAGAUGUCUCCUCUUCCGAGGCCGAGAACCGAUCUGCUUUAGAUGUCUGUUCCACGCAUACAGUCCUACCUGGACCCAAAGGUGACAUUGGUGAAAAAGGUGACACAGGUGAACCUGGAAAACAAGGAAAGGAAGGUCCCAAGGGUUUAAAAGGCUAUAAAGGAACACUCGGCAAUGACGGAGAUCACGGCUUUACUGGCAAAAUCGGCCCAAUUGGAAGCAAAGGUGACAAAGGAUACAAAGGAUUACCUGGACUACUGGGAGGAAAGGGGAAACCAGGCACCUUUUGUGACUGUGGAAGAUAUCGCAGAGCAGUCGGGCAGCUGGAUGUAAAAGUCUCUCAGCUCAAGUCCUCUUUACAAUUUGUAAAAAAUGUCAUUGCUGGUAUGAGGGAAACAGAAGAGAAGUUCUACUACAUUGUGAGAGAAGAACACAGCUAUAGGGACGCCCUGACGCAGUGCAGGGUCAGAGGGGGCACACUGGCAAUGCCCAAGGACCCGAGCACCAACUCCCUGAUAGCGGAUUACAUCUCCAGCUUGGGAUUAUUGAGGGUCUUCAUCGGUAUCAAUGACUUUGAAAAAGAGAAGCAGUUCAUGUACGUGGACAACACCCCGGUGCAGAACUACAGCAGCUGGAGGGCCGGGGAGCCCAAUGACGGCUCGGGGCACGAGGACUGUGUGGAGAUGCUGAGCACCGGCACCUGGAAUGAUGUGGACUGUAAUCUCACCAUUUUCUUUGUUUGUGAGUUUAUUAAGAAUGUCAAAUAAUCAGCAAAUAUUACUGGAUGUGGAUAACACUUACUAUACGGUGUAAUAUCAUACAGGAGUAAAAACGAUGUAACCCUGCAA
Hyla sarda is the source of this 1185-nucleotide messenger RNA. RefSeq names its product collectin subfamily member 10 (gene COLEC10). Bases 289 to 1104 code for a protein of 271 amino acids. Lineage: Eukaryota; Metazoa; Chordata; Amphibia; Anura; Hylidae. The transcript is spliced from 7 exons. The record is from RefSeq and is a predicted model, not a curated record.